This is a messenger RNA of Lymnaea stagnalis (great pond snail), 5301 nucleotides long. The record is from the annotation of a GenBank genome assembly. Lineage: Eukaryota; Metazoa; Mollusca; Gastropoda; Lymnaeidae.
GUUGUUUUGUAAAAAAUAAAUUUAUACAGUGUGUUUUUACUUUUUCAAUAGAUUUUGUUAUAAGAGUUUAAUGACUUAACAAUGUUAUGGGAAGGGGUGAUCUUGAUUUUCAUCAUCAUCAUCAUCAUAGCAGUGAUAUGGUAUUUUGUCAAUACUGAAAUGUGCCACAAAUGGUUUAAAACAGGUAAUUGUUUUCUUUCAAAUUUUCUAAAAGCUGUUGUUUUUCAAAUAAAAAAUAUAAAUUCUUUAACCCGAGGAGAGUUUUGGAAAAAACAUUAUUAUAACUAAAUGAAGAUUUUUAAAUUGUUUUUUUAUUGAUGAAUAAUAAUAAUUUAGUUUUAAUUUAUUAAAUUUCCAAUUAAUUUUAUAAUUAUUUAAAAAAAAUUUGAUUUUUAAAAAUUAACUAACAACCAUAAGUGUUUUUAAUACAUUUUUUAUUUGAUUCUAAGCUCUUCAAAAAUUACAUUUGAAAUAAAAGUUACAAACACUGUAAAAUGUCAUUAAUUGUUGAUGGAGCAUAAAAUUAUGAUAUAUGGACGCUAAGCAGGGUUAGUGCCACCUUGAGUGUGCCAACUUUUAUGCUGCUACUUUCCCACAAAAAAACUAUGCUGUUGAGAAACAAUUUGAUAACUUUUUUGCAAGUGUAUAAGCUGCAGGUUUUCUUUAAUAAAGGAAUUUAAAAUUUUACAAAAUAAAUGGUUUAAUUAAAAUACCAGAACUAAAUUUUGUCUUUGUUGUCUGACCCUUUAAGUUGUGCAUUUUUGUUGGUUCACAUAGGUCACCUGUUUUACAGUACUUUAUGAACAUAAAAAAUAUAACUGCUAAAUGAUAACAAAACGUUAUACUUCAAUGUUUUUUUGCCAUUUACUUGGUUUUAUUUUUUUAAGCAACCGACGGUGUAAGAAAAAAGUAUUCUGAUAUGAGGAAAAAGGAAAACUCACUUCAUUUUCUUCACACCCAAAGAGCUGCCAGAAUAAAAACUUCUAUACUGGAAAAAAAUAGAGAGCUAUCAUUAUCUUUGGAGCUAGCCAGAAAGAGCUUAAUUCUCAAAGUACGUUAUAUUGAUUUGUCGGUUAAGAGUGACUGGUGUAUUAUAACUUGAUUUUUUUUCUUACCUUUUUAUGUACCAAAGUUAUUUUUAAUGUAGAACUACAAUUUCAAGGAUAAAUUUGUCAAAAAUAUCAAUUUUAAGCAUCACUUUAGAUUUUUAAUAUAACGAAAUUGAGUCCAUGCAUCAUGUUUCGGUAUUUUUCAUGACUCGAUUUUUGUCUGCCAUAUCAAUUUUAAGCAUCACUUUAGAUUUUUAAUAUAACGAAAUUGAGUCCGUGCAUCAUGUUUCGGUUUUGUUCAUGACUCGAUUUUUGUUUGGCAUAUUGCCAAUCCUGUCGAACAUCACUGAAGGCCAGUAUUACAAAUUGAUCAAAAAAAAGGCUCAACAUUUAUCUUCCAAUGAUGUUUAUUAUUAUAUUUCAAGUCAAGAAGUGAUACUACUCUGAUAAAAACAAGAAGACAUUACUAAUGAUUUUGGGCAUUUUUAGCCUGAUCAAAUGUUUGCUGCUAGGGGUAAGCUUUUUUUUUUCUUUGUUAUGAUGGGUCAAAACCCAUUCAAAUUUAGUAGAAAUAAUGGAAAAAAAUAUAUUUAAUUUGAUAUACAGUGGGCUUCAAAAAAUUGAAAAUAAGUGUUUAAGCUUACUUAUAUUAAUUUUUUGUUCCAGUUUAUCAAGUGUAUACUUUAUUUUUUUCAUGAUUCAUAGGCAUUGUUUACAUUGGGUAUGCUAAGAAGAGGCAAUUACUUUUUUGUCUCUAAUUUAUUCUGGAUUAAAAACAGUUUUUAAUUUUGAUUGUUUUUAUUUUUUAUUGAAUAAUACAUUUAGUUUUGCUAAUUUUUUAAAAGCUAUAAGAUCUAAGCCUAGAAAAUGUAAUGCUUAUAUUUUAUUACGGCUAAACUAGUUAACGAUGCCACGGAAACAUUUGUGUGUUUAUUAAAGUUGCAGUGAAUUAGGGUUCAGGUCAGGUUUAGGGAUACAUUUAGGAUUCAGGUUAGGUUUAGGGAUACAUUUAGGGUUCAGGUUAGGUUUAGGGAUAUAUUUAGGAUUCAGGUUAGGUUUAGGGAUACAUUUAGGGUUCAGGUUAGGUUUAGGGAUAUAUUUAGGAUUCAGGUUAGGUUUAGGGAUACAUUUAGGGUUCAGGUUAGGUUUAGGGAUAUAUUUAAGGUUCAGGUUAGGUUUAGGGAUACAUUUAAGGUUCAGGUUAGGUUUAGGGAUACAUUUAGGUUUCAAUUUAGGUUUAGGGAUACAUUUAGGGUUCAGGUUAGGUUUAGUGAUACAUUUAGGGUUCAGGUUAGGUUUAGUGAUACAUUUAUGGUUCAGGCUAGGUUUAAUGAUACAUUUACUUAGAUUUAGUGUCUUAUCAACCAAUAUGGCGGCCAUGUGGCAUCUUCUCUCAAAAUUUACCAUUAUUACAAUUUCACAGUAUUAGAUUGGGCAACUCAAUCAUCAUGGCAAUGCUAUUCCUGCCUUAAGACCUUAGCUACCCUAAACCUGUGUCCUAAAACAAGACAAGAUAAGUAGUACCUUGAACUUCAUCACUUUUCAACUGUAUCAAAAAAGGCUGGAGAUUCUUUGUAAAUGUACACAACAACUUCAGCUGUAAUGUAAUGGCAACUAAGCUGACUUGAUUUUAAAACUGGACAUUCCAGUCCAUGAACACAAUAUCUAACAUUCAUUGGACUUCUAAUAUACAAGCCUCAAUGAUGUGAAUUUUUACUGGAUGAAAGGAUUUUUUUUUUCACUGGGUUAUGAGGAUAUGGAAUUCUUAAAUUUUUAAAAUUUAGGCCAAUAUACAGGCCCAUGAUUACAUUUCUAAAAGAAAAACUGAGUAAAUGCUGAUAAGGAGGUAAAGGUCAUUUCUUCUGGACCUGAUGAAAAGCACAUACGUGCAAAUAUGGUGCCUGUAACAACCAUAUUAAGUAAUAGAGAGAAACAGGACAGGUUAGGUAAAACUCAUUUCAUAAAUGUAACUCAAUAUGGGUAUGGACCAGCAUAACAGUAAAAUGAAUUAUUGGCUCUGCUGUUAUAAAAUUUGUUAAUAAAAAAAUAUCAGCUUUGGAAUAAAUAAAAAUAAUGUGGAAACAAUGUGCUCAGUUGCAGGAAAAAAAACAAUGGCCAAGAGCUUCUUUUUUUCAUUUCAAUGAAUUUUCUAGUGUAAGACUUAUUUUCAUAUUUCUUUUAACACUUGCCUUGUUUUCUUCAAUUACCUUAUUUACAUAAAGGAAGAAAUUAAAAUAAUUCACAUUAUUUUAAAUUUAUGAAUGUAUUAUUAACGCUGGCAUAAUUAAUAUGAAUGUUUGUAAAUUGCUUGCAAUUUGUAUAUUUAUGAUGUAAAAUGGGAUACCAUUGAUGGGAAUAAUAAAGAUUUUAACUUUGGUCUCAAAAAUUUUUUUUUUUCUUCCACCUGUUUGUGGUAUGUUAAUUUUUUUUUAAUUUUGCACAUCAAAAGACCAAAUCUUUUGUCCUUAAAAAUCAAAAUCAUGCUUAACUGUGAUCUUAUAAUUGGUAUCAAAUAUUAGAUAGUAAUAAUAAUGAAUCCAAUGAUAUAUACAAUGUUAUUACUGCUCUGUUCUUCAUUGAACAACCAGCGAGAUUGUAAAGGUACCUAAUGAGCGAAAAAAACAAUGUCAGAAAAACCAAAGACCUCAGAAAAAGUGUUUUAAGUGAAGAAAAACAAACAGAAGAGGAUGAAAGGUGCAGGAAGAGCUAUUUAAAGAGUCAUUUAGUUAGUGAACUUAAAAACCAUAUAAAUAUGGUGUCGAGUAUGAGCAUUCAUUAGUAAUUGCUGCGACUCAAUAUUAUGCUCAUUAGUUGUUGAACGCUUUUCCCGCGCUUGACUAUUAUGGUUAGUGAACGCUCUUCCCGCCAUUGUCUCUAUGACGUAUUUUUAUGCUGAUUCGUGACGUAUUGUCUAUGCAGUAUUGUGACGUAUGUUUUAGUCCUGCGGCAGUCUUGAGUGGAACUUUGGAGUGAUAGGAUGUGUAUUAUUUAGGUCUGAUAGCAAGCUGCGCUAUAUUCACGUGUAUGUGUAUUAUAUUUACUUAGAUAUUAAAGUUAUAGUUAUUAUGAAAAUGAGUUGAGUUUGUUCAAUGAUAGUAGGAAUAGUACGACGCUUCAACGUAUGAAAAGAACUGACGAAUGUAAUCAAUCCAAGAAGGCUGUAUAGGAGUUGACAUAUGGCAUGUAAUGGACAAAAGGAUGAGUUUGGCAAAACCAAUAAUUUUGACAUCCCUGUUAAGGAUAGUUUACCUUAAUGAUGGAUUAUAACCUUGAUCAUGGAUCUGUAAUAUGGUUAUAGCUUGUUUGAGAUUCAUUCACAACUAAACAUAAAGAUUAGUACAUCGUCAUAUUUAGGCCUACAUUUAUUGGAAAGCAUUGUCCAUUACUUAAUGAUUAGUUGUGUAAUGGACAAUUCACUCACUACUGAAGAUGACUCUUCAUCAUUAUACACUACUAAGUAGUAUGAUAGACAAAAAUGUAAGUUGUCCUUCCACAUAUUUAAUCUACACGGUUCUUUUAAGUCUUGGUCUGUCUUUACACCCAUCUGUAAGUCUUAGUCUGUCUAUCAAGUAUCAUCAUCUUUGUUGUAGGCUCUUAGAGUUGCACAUUAAUUUAGUUUUAAUAUAACCUUAGGGAUGUUCUCAUUCUAUUUUAUAUUCAGCUGUCUUUUAUAGUUAAGUUAAAUUGGUUCUUCAAGCCAUAAUAACAUUCCAUUUGAAAAAAAUACAUUAGUUACUUUGUCAUUUUAGACUAUAAUUCUCUCUUUAUCCUGAUUAGCUUGUUGUAUAUAAACUUUAACUAUAUAUUAUCCUCUUGAUUUUAAGAAAUCCUUGUCAGUGUUCUUAUUUAGUAGUAAACUUCAGUUAUCUGGAUUUAAAAUUGAUACUUUCUUCUAUUGACAUAUGCAUUUAUAAAGUAAAGUGACAACUCAAAAUGGAAGAAAGACAAUAAAAUUAAUUAGCUAGCAGUUCAAACUUCACAACAACCUAAUUAAUUCAUCAGGGAAAGUUUUACCUUUACUUCAUUCAACCCAGAUAUAGCUUUUAAAUAGGCAUAGGCCUAAAACUUUAUUUGGUUAAAAAAGCAUAUUAUUUCUUUUUGUUAAUUUUUUUCUAGUCUAAAUUUCCUAACUGUUUGGCAAAGCAAAUAGCAAGGGGGUCUCAGAUGGAUAAACCUAUGAGCAACAAGCUGAAAGAUGCUGGUCAGAAGGAAAAUGAUUAUAUCACAGUGAUGAAAGCGCAAAGCGUUAAAG